Messenger RNA from Brassica oleracea var. oleracea, 480 nucleotides. RefSeq lists its product as uncharacterized. The transcript has a single exon. Lineage: Eukaryota; Viridiplantae; Streptophyta; Magnoliopsida; Brassicales; Brassicaceae. The record is from RefSeq and is a predicted model, not a curated record. The coding region runs from base 1 to 480 and encodes 159 amino acids.
AUGAAUCGAAGAUUUUCGGCAGAAGAAAAGGGUAAAGCCGUCGCAGGCAAACCCUCAGGACCACCAAGACCCCGUAUGCGCGCACCGGACUUCGACCCAUCGGAACUCAUCAAGGAGAACCUACUCACACUCGUUGGCCGUCUGACGAACCCAAAGGAACAGAAGAUGAGCUCCGUUAUGCCUUACUUGGCAAAGAAAUGGAACCUAGUGGGCCUCGCCUCGGGUGCAGACAUGGGGAACGGCUGUUUCCAAUUUAGGUUCAACAAAGAGGAAGACAUUCGGUGUGUACUAGCCAACAGACCAUACCAAUAUGGUCGAUGGAUGAUCAUUGUUCAACGCUGGGAACCGAUCAUCUCAUCAAGCUUCCCGUCACAAAUCCCUUCUGGAUCUCGCUUAGAGGGAUACCUCUCCAUUACUGGCAUGAAAAGGUGGUACGCAACAUUGGACUCGAAUUGGGUGAACUCGAAACCUAUGAGGUAA